This is a messenger RNA of Pollicipes pollicipes, 412 nucleotides long. RefSeq lists its product as uncharacterized. The coding region runs from base 47 to 412 and encodes 121 amino acids. The transcript has 3 exons. The record is from RefSeq and is a predicted model, not a curated record. Lineage: Eukaryota; Metazoa; Arthropoda; Thecostraca; Pollicipedomorpha; Pollicipedidae.
GGCCAGAAGCCAGCACCGGCGGCGUCGGCUGAGCGGAUCCACAGCCAUGGGUCGUAUCAGCUGGCUGACGCUGCUGACGCUGAUGAUCAGCUUGAGCUUCACCUCAUCUGGGCCCGUCGCUGGCGUCGCUCGGUCCCGCUCGCGACCGCCGCCAACCUGUGACGACUACUGUCCACGUCAGCGGUGCACGGUCGGGACGAACGACCGAAUCCUCUGCCUCGGCGUCCCUCCCCGCCUCGACGACGACGAUCGUAGGCCAUGCCGCUGCCGUACCAAAAGUGGUAAGCGCUGCAAGCGCUCCAAGUCCAAGCGCAAGUCGAAGUCCAAGUCGAAGUGCCGCUGCACAGGAGACUGCGGCUUCCGCGGCUCUGGAAAGAAACACUACCGCUGCAAGUACAAGGGCAGGUGCUGA